Molecule: messenger RNA, 939 nt
Organism: Chara braunii
Lineage: Eukaryota; Viridiplantae; Streptophyta; Charophyceae; Charales; Characeae
Source: the annotation of a GenBank genome assembly
CGACAGGAGAAUGCUAUGCGGUUCUAUGGGGAAUUAGUCACUUUCGAGCCUAUUUGUAUGGGCGGAAGUUCACGCUGGUCACCGAUCAUGAGCCAUUAUUAGCCCUGAAGAAAUCUAAGGAUUACUCGGGCAUGAUCGGGAGAUGGGCAACGGUCUUACAGAGCAUGGACUUUGACAUUCGUCAUCGGAAGCACGAGAGGCACGGGAAUGCUGACGGGCUGACACGACUGCACCGACCCGAGAAGGUCCUCAAGAGUGAGGAGGUGAUUCCGUGGAACAAGUCGAAGGAUGAGAACGGACCGCGCGCCCUGCCAUCGCGGCAGGAGUACUUGAAGCUAGCCGGAAUCAUCAAUCUCGCCUUUUAUCCAAAGCAAGAUUCAUCCGAGGAGGCAGGAGAUGAAGAAGUCACCGAGGAAGAGGACGACGCCGAAGAAGAAACGCCAGAGGAAGGGAGUUAUAGCGAGCACAGCGAAGGGGAGCAGAGUGUAGAGGAAGGAGAAGAAGAAGAAGAAGAAGAAGAAGAAGAAGAAGAAGAAGAAGAAGAAGAAGAAGAAGAAGAGGAGGAAGUCGGAUCGGAGUGGGAGGCCUUGCCGGAAGAAGCAGCGCGCACAGGCAUGGAGGCGGAAGAUCCCGAGGCGGAACGUAGAAAGGAAGAGAUCGUCGUCGGGAAAAGCCAGCUGGAGUUCGCCAGCGAGGCGAACCUGCGCAUCGUCAACGACUCGACCAGGGAUCCAGAGCCCCCCGAGCCCGAAGAUGGCGGCCCAGCAACCGCGGCUCCGAGCGCAUCGCGACGGAGACGGAGCCGAUCCCCCUCCCCCUCCGCUCCAGCCCGUCCCCCAGUUCGUCCACGUACCGAUGCGGGGGAUCGGCCUUCGUCCCCGGUCAUUAUCCCGCCGUCCCCUUGAUUACCUCACCCUCUGUCAGAUCUCUACCCCCGUC